This is a messenger RNA of Microstroma glucosiphilum, 687 nucleotides long. RefSeq lists its product as hypothetical. The transcript has 4 exons. The record is from RefSeq and is a predicted model, not a curated record. Gene Ontology annotation, cellular component: CCR4-NOT complex. Bases 1 to 687 code for a protein of 228 amino acids. Gene Ontology annotation, molecular function: RNA binding; ubiquitin-protein transferase activity. NCBI's taxonomy places the organism in Eukaryota, Fungi, Basidiomycota, Exobasidiomycetes, Microstromatales, Microstromataceae. Gene Ontology annotation, biological process: protein ubiquitination.
AUGGAGUGCCCCCUCUGUCUGGAAGAGAUCGAUCUAUCCGAUGCCAACUUCAAGCCUUGCCCUUGUGGAUACCAAAUCUGCCGAUUCUGCUGGCACCACAUCAAGCAGAACCUCAAUGGCAGGUGUCCUGCUUGUAGGAGAAAGUAUUCGGAUCAGUCGAUUGAGUUCAAGCCAAUGAGCUCAGAAGAGAUCAAACGGCUGACUCAAGCCAAGAAGCAAAAGGAAAAGGAGAAGAAGGAGCUUGAGAAUAUGAAUCGAAAGCAUUUGGCCAACAUGCGCGUCGUUCAGAAGAAUCUUGUCUACGUGGUAGGAUUGAGCUCGAAGCUGGCAAAGGAAGAACUCAUACCAACUCUGAGGAGCAACGAGUACUUUGGCCAAUAUGGCCGUAUCUCAAAGAUCCUCAUCUCAAAACGAACCACUGCCUCGAAGCUGGUGAUGGGCACUUCAGAAUCGAACAUCGGCGUCUAUGUGACAUACCAUCGCAAAGAAGAUGCGGCAAGGGCCAUCGUCGCCAUCGACGGUAGCAAAGGGACUGAUGGCAAGAUCCUGCGGGCCAGCUACGGAACUACAAAGUACUGUACGACGUAUUUGCGCAAUCUGCCAUGCACAAAUCCGGCUUGCACUUAUUUGCAUGAACCUGGGGAGGAAGCUGACAGUUUCACCAAGGAGGAUCUCAGUACUCUGUGA